This is a messenger RNA of Lontra canadensis (Northern American river otter), 5394 nucleotides long. It is a transcript of the gene B4GALT6, whose product is annotated as beta-1,4-galactosyltransferase 6. Gene Ontology annotation, molecular function: UDP-galactose:glucosylceramide beta-1,4-galactosyltransferase activity. The coding region runs from base 316 to 1332 and encodes 338 amino acids. Gene Ontology annotation, biological process: carbohydrate metabolic process; glycosphingolipid biosynthetic process. The transcript has 10 exons. The record is from RefSeq and is a predicted model, not a curated record. NCBI's taxonomy places the organism in Eukaryota, Metazoa, Chordata, Mammalia, Carnivora, Mustelidae.
CCCUCCUCGCCUUCAUCUUCUUCUUCUCCCUCUCCUCCUCUUGCCUCUACUUCGUCUAUGUGGCUCCGGGCAUCGUCCUAGGAUCCUGAAGAAUUAUGCUAAAUCUACUCUGCCUGUGCUCUAGAAAUGGGAAAACAAAGCCUUGAUGAGAGCAAAUUUUCUUACAACAUGGUUUACUGAAUAUUUUAAGCCUACUGUUGAGACAUCCUGCUUAGAAAAAAAGGUUUCUUAUAAAAUAUUGCUGCUCGUUGACAAUGUACCUUGUCACUCAAGAGCUCUGAUGGAAGUGUGCGAUGAGCCAACACAUAUCUCUUUAUGGUACAAGCUCGAGGAAUAAUGUUGAGAGAAAAUGUGAAAACAAUAGGACAUAUGAUCAGGCUGUACACAAAUAAAAACACUACCCUCAAUGGUACAGAUUAUCCUGAAGGCAAUAAUUCAAGUGAUUAUCUUGUUCAAACAACAACAUACCUACCGGAAAACUUCACAUAUUCACCAUAUCUACCCUGCCCAGAAAAACUGCCUUAUAUGCGGGGAUUCCUCAAUGUCAAUGUAAGUGAAAUCAGUUUUGAUGAAAUUCAUCAACUCUUCUCCAAGGAUUUAGAUAUUGAGCCAGGAGGUCACUGGAGGCCUAAAGACUGUAAACCCAGAUGGAAGGUGGCAGUUCUCAUUCCUUUCCGUAAUCGCCAUGAACAUCUUCCGAUUUUUUUCUUGCAUCUGAUUCCAAUGCUCCAGAAGCAGAGGCUGGAAUUUGCCUUUUAUGUCAUUGAACAGACUGGCACACAGCCUUUUAACCGUGCGAUGCUCUUCAAUGUGGGCUUCAAAGAGGCCAUGAAAGACAGUGUCUGGGACUGCGUCAUCUUCCAUGAUGUGGAUCAUCUACCCGAGAAUGACCGAAACUAUUACGGCUGUGGAGAAAUGCCACGUCAUUUUGCAGCAAAGCUGGAUAAAUACAUGUAUAUUCUUCCAUAUAAAGAGUUUUUUGGUGGUGUAAGUGGACUGACAGUGGAACAAUUUAGAAAGAUCAAUGGUUUUCCUAAUGCCUUCUGGGGAUGGGGAGGAGAAGAUGAUGACCUUUGGAAUAGAGUUCACUAUGCUGGAUACAAUGUAACAAGGCCAGAGGGAGACUUGGGAAAAUACAAGUCUAUUCCUCAUCACCAUCGAGGUGAAGUCCAAUUUUUAGGACGGUAUAAAUUGCUAAGAUAUUCAAAAGAGCGUCAGUACAUCGAUGGGUUGAACAAUUUAAUAUAUACGCCAAAAAUACUGGUUGACAGGUUGUAUACAAAUAUAUCUGUAAACCUCAUGCCAGAGUUAGCUCCCAUUGAGGACUAUUAAAGGAAACAGCUCUCAUGGCAAGACAGACUGCAAUGCUGGAUCAUCAACUAGGAGCCUACUCUUACUGGAGGUCAGUGAGUGGGUGUGUCCUGGUGCGCUGCUGUGGUGAGAACGAGAGCCAGCAGCCCCCAGUGUUUACAGUGUGAGAUUAGAGACCAUCACCCACCCUCUUCUCUGAGACACACCCCCACAGCGAGCGCUGCAGAUACCCAAGGCCCUUGCUGAAAUCUGGAAGUUAAGAGAGCUCCCUACAAAGAGAAAAUUUUUAUACUAAAAUAUAUAAUUUAAUUCAAGAGAAUGCUUUAUUUCUGUUUAAACAUGUUUUGUAUAUAUGUGAUGUAAAUUAACGUGUUCAAAUUGUUGAAAAAAAGAUGUGUUGCAGUUUUGCAUGUAAUUGGUUAUGCCUUUAUCGGACUUUUAUAGACAUUUUUUAUUUGCAUGGAAGAAAACAAUGCAAAUAUAUGUCACUAAACAAAGGUUAACCCUUGUGUGAAAUGAAGGAACUGUCAAUAAUUGACAGUCAACUACCACAGUAAACUGUUACACUAGUUUUGAGCUUUAGACCUUCAGCCUUUUGUGUGGAAGAAGUCACAGCUUCCCUAGGGUUUUAAAGGGUAAGAAGAAAGUACUUAGACCACUUUUCUUCCUACCAGAAUUACCUGUUUUUUUCCUUGCUUGCAAUCCCAUCAGAUUUUACUAAAUCACAACCAUAUUGUUUAUGCACAUUGCAUGAGUAUUACCAAGAAAAUCUUAAACGUUGUGAUGUUAACAUGAUAUAAAGGACCUCUUUAUGUUAACUGUCUUUCAUGUAUCUUUGGUGUAAUUGUCAGGGAUUUUGUGCCUCAAAAAAUCUUCCUGAGGUAGCGUGUGUUUGUACACUGUAUUUUUUUUUUUAAUUCAUAGUGAACAGCACUUUUAUUAUUUCUAGUUCAGAAGAGCCAAAAAACAAUUUUCAUUUAAAAAAAAUCAAAAUGUUUUUAAAAGAAUGAGCUAUGGAAAACCCAGUAGUACUUACACAAAUGAAUUAUAAUAUUAGAUAAGAAAUUAAAUGUUCUAUUUUUAUGAAGAUAAAUGCUUAGUAGAUAAAAACAAGUUUUAAGUUUAAUUCUCAGACUCAUAGAAUUUCAAGUUUUUGAAGGGAACCUCUAAUGUCAACCAGUUUUAUUAGAACUAUAUAUUUUUUUCACUUUUAAGAAAUUACAUUCCUGGUAUUCUUAAAAUUGCCUCACUGAAAUGAUUUAAUAGAAUUAUAUUAAAAUAUAUAAUCAGUUAUUUAAAUGGAUUGAUGUUCUAGGACACUUCUCUGAGAACACUACCUGACAUCCAGUAUAUUACUUGAUCUUAAAUUUGGAUGAAGUUUUCAUGACAAAACCAAACAAUAUCCUUAUUUUGAAAAUUAUCAACUAUAGGUAACCAAAGAUUCUAGAAAAUAUCUUGAUAUUUUCACAAAUUUAAAACAAAAAAAUUAUGUAUCCAUAAAGUGAAUCUUCAAAAACAAUGAAGAACAAUAGAAAUCUAUCUAUGAGGGAGGUUGGGAUAAUAUUUGCCUCAUAGAUUGUUCACCUAAAACAGAAAUAUGGUUAUUUAUCUCAGGUUUGAGUUUAAUUUUGAAAUACCAUCUUUUAUGGCAGUAUUAGUAAUACAAAUGACCACAAACCAAAUCAUAACAUAAUUGAAAUUCUUAUACUUUGAAAAAACUGAUCACUCUCCCUUAUGAUACAAACAGAAUUUUCUGUAUUUAUUUCUCUAGCAGUAUGUCCAAAAUAUUUAUUUUCCAUUUUUUUAGUGGUCCUCAAAAUCACAAAAAAUCGAACUCUGAAAAGUUAAAAAAAAAAAUUUGUUCUGAAUUUGUGUAUCUGUUCAUUUUGGUCUCAUAGCCAAUGCAGUUUUUUUAAUUUGGUGAAAUGAAAGUUGGUUGGGAAUGUUAACAUUUGUGAUCACUAACAAGAUAGUAGGGGCAUAGGAGCAUAAUUGACCUAAUAAUACUUAAAUAUUUUUUUAAUACUUACAUAUUUUAACUGUGGGGAAAAUUAGGGCUGUUUCUGAGUCUUACUCGUAAAACAUAUUUUUUGCUUUUUAAUGUGGAGUGGCCCACAUUUUGGAAUUCUCAUUUUGAUACACAUUUUACAGUUUUAGGAGAACUCAGUUCUACUAGUAUCUGCCUUAUUUUCUUGGAUUAAGUCUAAUAGCCACUUUUGUGUUAUGAGUGAGCCAUGUUAUUUUGCUCUCUUCGGUUUUGAAUACGGUAUGUCAUCCUGUGAAAAUCAUCUCAUUAGUUUGUUUUUCGCUUUUACCCUCUUUGUUUUGUUUUGGUUUUGUGUGCACAUGUAAAAUUGAUUUUUGCCUAUAAAGAAUGACUUUUAUAUGUUUCUGGAAGGGUGAUAGAGAGUUUUGCUCAGUUAUCUUCCUUUUAUGAAAAUAAAUCUAUUGCAUAAAAUUUAACAAAUGCAUUGCAAAUGGAAAUUUCUUUUAUUGUCAUGUUUGGUGGAUUUCUUUGGGAACGUGUAUUGAUUGCCGACUCUGUAUGAAGUGCAAUGUGAGGUAUGCCAACAGAAAAAGUAUUGUAUUUCUGAACAAAUCAAAUCAAGCAAGUUGAAACCUUUCUAAAAUUAUGAAGACAUCCUCUGAUAACUUACCUGUUGUAUUUCUUAGGUUCAAAGUCAAGAAACACAUAUGUAGACAUGGGGCUAUCAUGAGGUCCCUAUGGCACUUACUGGGAAAGUUAUGUAGUGCCUGUCAGCUCGAGAGAGAAGUAACGAUUAAUGGCCUGUUUGUAGAAAAGAGAGGGGAAAAGUGUAGACAUGAGUAUUUUUUAAAAUCUACACUUAAAUUUGUUUGUAUUUUGUGAAAAGAUGUUCAACCAGAAAACUUAUUUACAGUAUUAUCCAAAUAUAUAAUUACGUGUUAAAAACUUGCCUAGACUUCUUUUCCAGCCAAACUAUUGAUAUCCAUUUUAAAACAAAAUGGGAAAAUAACCAAUACAAUACUGUCCUUCUUUUGGAGGCUUCCUACAAAUGAAAGCAGGUUUUGUGUUAUUUUGUUUGGCCUCUGCUUGUAUCUGCUAUAUUUCUCUGUGUACUUUUCAGAUGAAUAUUAGUACUCUAGAUUUGUUGCCUUGUAUUUGCAAGUAUGCCAAUUGAGAGAUCUAAAAUGACCAUAGUAUUGUUUAUCAGAAGGAGGAAGUGUACUUAAGAUUAUUUUAUUUAUUAGAUCUGAAAGGCUUCUACAUAAAUGCACUGAAAUAAAUGCUAGUAAUUUCUUGUACUCUCUCUUUUUUUUUUUUUUUUUUUUUGCUUCUCAUGGAAACGUUUGUACUUUUUUAUCAUUGUCUUUUAUGAAAUAUAAUGUUCUAAAGACUCCAUGUGACACUGUUAAUUAUUUUCGCUCAGGAACUUUUGGGGGCUUACCUGUUUUUUUUACUGUGUUUGUUUUCCUAAUUUUGAGGAGAACUGCUCAUGAAUACCUUGGUUGCACAAGAUGGCAGUAGAAGCAUAAAGCCGCCAUUGUGUUUGCCUUUGCAGCAGUUUAAAUACAUUUAGUGAUCUCAAAAUUUAAAUAUUUUUCAUCAGUACAAUUAGUAUACUACUUUACCAAGAAGAAUAUUUAAGGAGUCAUUUUUAACAUUUCUUCUGCCUACACAACUUGAGUAAACUAAGCUGGUGUGUUGUCCUUAGUGCCGUUCUUGUUUUCUAGGUAUCAGGUAGUGUUGAAGAUCUUUAAAGCAGAUAAUAUCUAGGGACUAGAUUUGUAUCUGAGCCUGCAAUGUGAAAUCAUGACUUUUGUCAACUUAAAUUAUUUAUGUAGUGAAUUACUAUUAAUUUUUAUGCAUAGAAUGAGCUAUAGAGAUACUGACACUGUACGUCACAAAUCCAAUCGUGAAAUCAUAAUCAUUUAGUCAUUUAAAUCAUACAGAGCCAUAAAAUUGAGUUGGCUUAGUCUGGACCAGGUUCCUACCUAUGGUACUAAUGUGUCCUCUGAUGAAACAUGCCAACUCAGUUGAAUGAUCUUAUAUCUGUAUUUUUUGUCCUAUAUUAAACACAUGGAUUUAAGGUUGUGGAGAUA